Messenger RNA from Manis javanica (Malayan pangolin), 3203 nucleotides. Its product is annotated as protocadherin beta-9-like. Gene Ontology annotation, molecular function: calcium ion binding. The record is from RefSeq and is a predicted model, not a curated record. Gene Ontology annotation, cellular component: plasma membrane. NCBI's taxonomy places the organism in Eukaryota, Metazoa, Chordata, Mammalia, Pholidota, Manidae. Gene Ontology annotation, biological process: homophilic cell-cell adhesion.
AAGGAAGAUCUGGGCAGGUUGGCUGGGAGAAAAGCCAUUGCAGCUCAAAACUGGGAAAGGAAAGGAAACGCAGACCUUUGAUACUUACUACGUGGCGUAGGUCUGAGAUUUGCUUCAGCUGUUUAUGCCGGGAGCUGUGACUGUGACCAAUAUUUAUGAAAGACGUGUUCUGAAGAAGCUAUGGAGGCUGCAGGGUUGUACUGCUGGAGACAAAGGCAAGUCCUGUUUCUCUUUCUGUUUGGGGGAGUAUCCUUGGCAGGUUCUGGGUUUGGACAAUAUUCGGUGUUAGAGGAAACAGAGAGAGGAUCCUUGGUGGUCAAUCUGGCUAAAGAUCUAGGGCUAGGGGAUCAGGAGCUGGUCGCAAGGGGACCCCGGGUGGUGUGUGAUGAUAACAAACAACACUUGCUCCUGAAUUCUCAGACUGGGGAUUUGCUCACGAAUGAGAAACUGGACCGGGAGAAGCUGUGUGGCAUCACAGAGCCCUGUAUGCUGUAUUUCCAAAUUUUAAUGGAUAAACCCUUUCAGAUUUACCAGGCUGAGCUGAGGGUGAGGGAUAUAAAUGAUCAUUCACCAGUGUUUCAAGACAAAGAGAUGAUCUUAAAAAUAUUAGAAAAUACAGCUGAAGGUAAAGUAUUUCGACUAGAAAGAGCACAGGAUUCAGAUGGAGGACUUAAUGGUAUCCAAAACUACACCAUCAACCACAACUCCUUUUUCCAUAUUAAAAUUAGUGACAAUGAUGGCAUUAUAUAUCCAGAACUAGUGUUGGACAAGGCGCUGGAUCGGGAGAAGCAUCACGAGCUCAGUUUAACACUCACGGCACUGGAUGGUGGGUCUCCCCCCAGGUCUGGGACCACCAUUAUACGCAUUGUGAUCCUGGACAUCAAUGACAAUGCUCCACAGUUUUCUCAGGCCAUCUAUGAGACCCAGGCUCUGGAGAACAGCCCAGUAGGGUCCCCUAUUGCGAAAGUCUCUGCAGGAGAUUUGGACUCUGGAGUGAAUGCAGACAUAUCCUAUUCAUUUUUUGAUGCUUCUGAAGAUAUUCGAACAACCUUUCAAAUCAAUCCUUUUUCUGGGGAAAUCGUUCUCAGAUUAUUGCUUGAUUACGAGCUAGUAAAGUCUUACAAGAUAAAUAUACAGGCAAUCGAUGGGGGGGGGCUUUCUGCAACAUGUACCGUUUUGGUAGAGGUACUGGACACCAAUGACAAUCCUCCUGAACUGAUCGUGUCAUCACUUUCCAACUAUAUUGCUGAGAACUCUCCUGAGACUGUAUUGGCUGUUUUUAGGAUUAAAGACAAAGACUCUGGACAAAAUGGAAAGACAGAGUGCUCCAUCCAAGACAAUCUCCCCUUCGUCCUGAGGCCAUCAGUCGAUAAUUACUACACUCUGGUAACAGAAGGACCCCUGGACAGAGAGAGCCAAGCCGAGUACAACAUCACCAUCACCGUCACCGACCUGGGGACACCCAGGCUGAAGAGCGAGCACAGCAUCUCCGUGCAGGUGGCCGACGUCAACGACAACGCCCCGGCCUUCAGCCAAAGCGCCUACACCCUGUGGGUCCGCGAGAACAACGGCCCCGCCCUGCACAUCGGCAGCGUGAGCGCCACCGACCCGGACUCGGGCGCCAACGCGCAGGUCACCUACUCGCUGCUGCCGCCCGGCGACGCGCGCCUGCCGCUGGCCUCGCUGGUGUCCAUCAGCGCGGACACCGGGCAGCUGUUCGCGCUGAGGCCCCUGGAUUUCGAGGCGCUGCGCGCCUUCGAGUUCGGCGUGGGCGCGGCCGACGGCGGCUCGCCGGCGCUGAGCAGCCGGGCGCUGGUGCGCGUGCAGGUGCUGGACGCCAACGACAACGCGCCCGUCGUGCUGUACCCGCCGCAGAACGGCUCUGCGCCCUGCACCGAGCUGGUGCCGCGCGCGGCCGACGCGGGCUACCUGGUGACCAAGGUGGUGGCGGUGGACGGCGACUCGGGCCAGAACGCCUGGCUGUCGUACCAGCUGCUCAGGGCCACGGAGCCCGGGCUGUUCGGCGUGUGGGCGCCCAGCGGCGAGGUGCGCACGGCCCGGCAGCUGAGCGAGCGCGACGCGCCCAGGCACAGGCUGGCGGUGCUGGUGCGCGACCACGGCGAGCCGCCGCUGUCGGCCACCGUCACGCUGCACGUGCUGCUGGUGGACGGCUUCUCGCAGCCCCACCUGCCGCGGGCCGAGGCGGCGGCCGAGCAGGCGCGGGCCGAGCCGCUCACCGUGUCCUUGGUGGUGGCCCUGGCGGCGGUGUCGUCGCUCUUCCUGCUGUCGGUGCUGGGCGUCGUGGCGGCGCGGCUGUGCGCGAGGGCCCGGGCGGCGUCUGCGGGGGUCUGCUCGGGGCUCGGGGGCGGCCUUGCGGGCCACCUGGUGGACGUGAGCGGCGGCGGGACGCUGUGCCAGGCCUACCGCUAUGAGGUGUGCCUGUCGGGAGGCUCGGGGACCGGCGAGUUCAAAUUCUUUAAGCCGAUUAUCCCCAGUAUCCAGGCUGAGUGUUCUGGGAGGAAUAUGGUAGAUAAUCCCUUCUUGAAAUAGAUUUUCAUUUAAUUUUCAGUAAUAAUUCCUUUUAUAGUUUCUUGUAGUUUCAAGUGUUAAACAACCAUAUCGAUAUUUAGUUCUAAAACUUCAAGUUAAAUUAUUGUGGACCAUAAAGGCAAUAUUUAUGUAUGCUUUUACAAUGUUAUUUCAUCCUUUCCUGCAUUAAUCAAAUUAGCUUUACUUAUUACCAUAUAUAAAUACUUAUGAGGUUUAAUUCUGUCCAAAUGUGCAAGGAUUUAGUUAUUCUUUCUCAGUGUAGAAAACGAAGGUUUUGAUUUUUCUUCUGGGAUGUUUUAUGGUCUGCACUUCAUAAUCCUACCUACCUUGUGCUUCCUUCAAGUAAGAUGACAUACCUGCACUUUUACCCUUAUUCUAACAUUGUUUAAUCGUGUUAAAAACUAUCAUCUGACAUUUUAAAAGAAGUAUUUCUCUAUUAUUCUGCUCACGAUAAAUGAAGCAGAUCGUUCUGUGAGUGAUGUUGGACUCCUGCAAUACCUGUAUUUAUGUCAUUUCAUUUCCUUUAAACAUUCUUAGCUAAUAUUUUCUAAAUGUUCAUUUCUGCUAAUAUAUAAAACAAAUCUUGUCCCAUAAUUCAAACAAAAUGUAAUGACCUGCAUGAAAAUGACUAUAAAUAAAAACAUUUUUGAAAA